This is a messenger RNA of Chara braunii, 6971 nucleotides long. Lineage: Eukaryota; Viridiplantae; Streptophyta; Charophyceae; Charales; Characeae. The record is from the annotation of a GenBank genome assembly.
GGUGNNNGGGAGAGAGAGAGAGAGAGAGAGAGAGAGAGAGAGAGAGAGAGAGAGAGAGAGAGAGAGAAUGUUAGCUAACGAUAUUUUCUGUCUCAUUUGAUGGGUGGUAUGUGGUGGACGGACGGUGAUUGGCAGGGAAGAGGAACGAAUGGCAUCGCUUCUGCAAAGCAUGCAGCCGAGAGGAAGGAUAGACUCUAUGGCUGGGAGGAAUUUCUUCGUGGUUCUUCCGGUGAGAAGCGCUCUGCGCGUUUUCCGCAAUUGAUGAAACUGACCAUCAAAGGCGAGGAAAGACAGUCCGAAUUCGUCUUUUCUUCAGUUAUGGGUGCCGCUGGCGAUGGUUCAGAUAUGGAACCGACGGAGUUUUCGCGCGUACGCACGAUCAUGAUUGCUCAGGACCAUCUCUUCAGAGAGCAGGUCCGUGAGCUUCAUCGGUUGUAUAGAGUGCAGAAAAAGUUAAUGGCCUUAGAGGUCACAGUAUCUCAGAAUAACAGCAGCACUGCAGGGCAAUCAGCAUCAGUGGGUCCCAUAGGCGAGGAGGCCCGAGCUAGCAACAUGGUUGUGAGAUCAGUGCUGGCAGGAAAGGGCGCGAUGGCCGAGUGUGCCUCGGAUGCGGUUGUACCUGUCCUAGGAGAGCUGCAAAAGGCUAACAAAAGGGAUCUGUCAGGCGCACAUACGAUGGAGGAGAAGAGCAAAAACAUUGUGUUGCAUGCGGGGGACAAUUCUAUCAGCAAGGGAAUCACAUCCGUGCCUGAACAGAGCAGUGGCGGAAGGAAGCGUAGACCUACAAUAGAUCUGGAACGUCCCCCUGCUGAAGAUUCCGAUGACUCUGACUUGGGGAAUGCUAACGUGAGUGUCUUCCCAAAUGACGUGGAUUCACGCAAUCAUCUGGUGUUGGACAAAUAUAGUGAGGUUGGUGCGAGGGCGGAAGAAGUCAGUCCUCCUGGUAGAGGGAAUGAAACUGCAAAUGGCACUAGACCCGGUAACUGGGUCGAUAGUGUUACAGCUGGCAAAUCUUCUGUGGCCUCUGGCGAUGAUUUACGAGGUGGAUGGAGGCAACGGGAGAUUAGCCAGCAGCGAGAGAUGAGAGGAAGGGAAGCAAACAGUUAUGCACAGGGGAAGUAUGGGAGAAAGAGGAGGCCGCAAGAUGAUGAUUGUGGAGGAAGCACGGCUGACCCAUUCCCUGGCAAGCUGUGGGAGGGUAACUUGAUGGCAACCACGGCGACCGAGCAGACUGGUGGGCAGCUUGAUACCUGCACAGCACGCCACGAUACCUCGAGAAUGAGCUCGUGUGAGGGUGCCGAAGCUCAUGCCAAUGGAGGAGCUGGAAUGGAGGAGCCAUCACAACGACUUUACCAGAGCAGUUGCAAUGGAAAGAGACCAAAGGGAGGAGUUUCUGCUCACGAAAGACGAGAGCAGCAGCGGAUGAUGCAGAGGAAUGCCGGCACGCAAUCGAGUGGGCUUGGUGAUGGAGCCAAGAGGAGGGCACAACAUACGUACGACACUCCUGCUGCUAAUGAAAGCAUGAGUGUCCCUGAACCUUCUGUCUGGGGGAGUGAUGAGGUCAUGCGUCACGAGUCACCGGUUAAUAAGCAUGUGGGUCCGGUCGGGCCGAAUGUGCAUGAGGGUGUGGAAGUGCCGGACGAGAACUCUCGGCGUGGUGUCAGGCCAGGUGGGCUUGCUGUGUUGGCAAAAGAAGGUUCACAAGGACAAUUGGCAGGAUCAGGGCCAAGGAGCGGCAAAGACCGUGUCACUGGUGGCAGUGAAGGAGGUGCUCUGCUCCAGGAAAAGCAAUGUAGAGAGAUUCUGCCAGGAGCGGGUGAAGAUGACCGCACAGGCGUGGCCGGUGGAGUUGUGCCAUUCAAGCCAACUCCUAUAGUGGGAUAUUCGGUGCCCUCGACACAACACUCCGGCGCUGGUGCAGUGUCAGUUUCAUCUGACAAUGUCAGCUCCCAAAUGAUGAACUCUGGAAUUCACAGUGCAGGUCCUGGAGUCGGAAUGGGCCCAAGCGACACUGGGCUGAUGUCACCCGGUCCUUGGGCAGAAGGUCCAGGUGGUGGUCCAAUGUUCCUCCCAGGGCUUUUUGCUCCAGGGGCUGGCUACCUACCGUUGCCAAUGCCAGCAGGCACUAACAUGGGAUCGGGUGUGCCUGGUCCCACUGUAAUGAUGCAAGGUCCUGGUUCGGGUCUUAGCAUUCCAGGUCCUUAUACAGGGGUCAUGGAUGGUGGGAUGACUCUCGCUGGUGUUUCAGCUUCAGCACCUGCUGGGAUGGUUAGUAUGAAUGGAAGUCUGUGUCCAUCUGCCGGUCCUAGUUCGUUUGGUGCGCUGGGCUCCCCUUUCAGGGCCCCAUACCCACCAGGCUUAGCCGCCUUUAAUGGCAUGGAUCCCACUAUUGCAAUGUGGUACCCUCAAGCAGGGGGUUACCCACCAGCAUUCCAUCCACACUUUCAGCCAUUGCAGAUGGCAGGGCCUUAUCAGCAGGCUGCUGCUGCUGCAGCGGCUGCCGCUGCAGCAGCCGCAGCCGCGGUUGGAAUGGCUGGCAGCGUGCAUCCGUCCAUGAUGAUGAAUUCGUGGUUUACUCCUGGUAUGGGUAGACUACCGGCUGGUGUUGGGGUGCCGCCAUACCCUGGCGCUAGCGCAGCUGCGGCGAUGUAUGGUGCAAGUGAUGCUCUUUCUGGAAACCCUGCUGGGUCAGCCCCCUCGGGCAUGCUGACAUACAGGUGCAAUUCAUCAUCAGAAUGUAGCAAUGGGCAGGUCACGAGGGAGGAACAUGCUGCAAGCCAGCCUGGUGGAUGGGCAGCCGGGGGAACCGGUCCCCCAUUCCCAAUUGUAGCGAUGACACAACCACAGCGACCACCUUUCAAGCGCCCACCACCACUGGUCCUGAUGCGGGAUGGGAACAGCAUGGAAUUGAAGGUUGUUCCUGCAGAGGAGAAGGAGCGUGCGAUGAGGGUGACUGGCCAGGAAAUUGGAAUUGCCUCUGGUGAUGCGGUCACAAACGAUGGCAGGAAGGGACAGUCGUCCCAGGCAGAUGUCAGGGAUGAUGCCCGGGCGAGGACAAUUGGCAGUCGUGACGCGAGAGCUCCCGUGCGCAUUAAGGCUGGUGUCAGGUGUGCAGAACCUGGAGCUCAGAAUAGUGGUGGGGGUGAGGGAGGCCAGAAGUCUCGUGUGAGGGACAAAGGCAGGCAGAAAGACACACGGGCUUCCAGGGACCGUAGCCGAAGGAGCGCCGAAGGAGGUGCAUGUUCGAGGAACUCUGCACAGGGAAAUGCAACGGGUGCUUUCAACAUAGGAGAAAGCACCCCGGGGCAGCAUGGAACCAUGGCUGAUGUGUCCUCAGGCACGCCUUUUGUUGAUAAAGGAUCCAAUCCUGGAAUAGAAUCUGAAGCAAAACAGGUUUUGAGUGUAGAUGAGAAGAAUGCCACCACCCACCGAUCAGGGAGCCGAGCACAUGAUGCUGCUGCUUGCGGCGUGGCAGAAAAAGCCAUGUCCGCGACCAGAGAUGACAGAGGGAAGCGGGAGGAGGACAAUUUGCGUCCUGCAGGCUCUGUCAAUCAGCCAGGCCUUGCAGCUGACUCUCGCUUAUCUCCUUGUGAGUCCUCGCCCCAUCGCCCCAGGGAUAAUGAGCAUCCUCAGCACAACGUCGGUAAUUGCCGAACUUCUGGUGAACGUAAUCAAACUGGCCCUGAAGACUGUGCAAAGGAUGUGUGCACGAUGGCAUCUUCAGAAACAGGGUGUCGGGAUAAGAGGGGGCCCGAAUAUGAUGGGGAGGUUCAUGACUGGAGGCAGUGUGAUGGACAAUCCCCUGACAAGAACGAGCUUAUGAGACACGCCGAUGAACCUCUGGAAAGUAAUGUUGGCAUGAUUGAGCAUCAUGAUCACCAGGGGGACGAAACAGAUGAGGAGGAGGUGGGGAACUGCCCCAUGCAGAGAAACCUGGCGGCAGUGGUGAGCGUGCGCGAUGGCAGUGGCAAGGCGGUCUCUUCACAACUGAUGUUAACAACUGGACAUGCGAACGAGCAGAACCGGUCAUGCCGUGAGGAAAUGGGAGGUGUUCUCCAAAGUCUGGACAAAAGUGUUGGGCAUGCAAAUGGGGGAUUCUUACCGUCUUUCCAGCAAGAACGCUCUGGCACGGGAGGAACAGCUGAGGGAGGGCGAGGAGGUGGUGAGGUUGUCGAGGGGUGUGAAGCUGACAACAGACUUUCUUCCUUUUCCAAUGCGAGGGGCAAGGGAGAGGUGGCGAAGGCGGCGGCACUGUCAAAAAUGAGUGAAAGUGCCUUGACGACUGACCAAGUGUUUGAUGGUGUGCGGAAAGGCACAGUGUGUGACCGAGAGAGCCGUGGAAACUCUCUGGGGACUGCUGUGGAAGAGGCUGUCCAGCGUAAAGUUCAGCAAGAGGUGAAGAGGGAGGCUGGUAGGGUAGGCAGUGGGAGUGAUGAGGGUCAACAAAGUGGCUGUGUGACGGGGGGUCUAGAUAGUACGUAUGGGACGAAGAGGAAAUAUGACGGUGGGGAAGGAUGGUGUGUGACCAGUGAAGAUGGUGAUGGCAUGGAGUCCAGUGUAGCUGAUGGGAAGACUGGCGUCUCAGGGGUGUCAGAUGUCUCCUGUACAGGUCAGUGUGAGAGAGAGUGUUCUCACAAAGUCAUGCGAUAUGCAGGACCAGGACUCGUUGCCAAUGGAAGCGGACAGAAUUGUUCCUUGGUCUCACAUAUGAGGAGCAGGUGUGCGACUGCGGAGGGUAGGAUGGCACAUGUCCCGGCAGCAGGCUCGUCUAGAGAAGCAAGUGGAGGUUGCUCGAACUCGCCAUUGGAUGUGCAUGACCAAUCUCCCUCUCCUCAAAGCAAUGGCGUAAAUGACCGGACUGAACACAGACGAUGGAAACAAGGUCAUCACAGGGUAACGGGUAAGGGAACGGAGCCAUCAGCGAAGGAUAUGGAAGUGCCAUGUGCCUCAGGGGCAAAUAAACCUGGCGGCGAUGAGAGAGGGGACAAUGAAGACGGCAACCGGUGUCCUGGGAGUAACCUAAGGGGGGAUGACGGAGCAUCGCACGAGGAUGGCGAGGUUGAAGAAGGGGAGUUUGCCGCCGUGGGUGGCAGGUCUGCACUCCCUCAUGAACAGGGGGAUCGCAGACGUGAGAGCAGAGGUUGCACCACUCAGCAGGAGAGAAGGCAGCCCGGCGGAGGGGAAAGUUGUGGUGGUUCAUGGUCUUCUGUGCACCAUGAGGGAAAAUCUGAUGUUGGCCAAGACCGGUCAUGUCGUGUGAACAGCUCACAGAAUGGGGUCCUGAGACCACGUCCCGUGCGUGUAGCCGUGACGGGUGACACUCUAAUGUCGGCAGUCGGGUUUGCUUCAAGCUGUCAUGUUGGACAAGACAAAUCAUUUAGUUGGAAAAGCCAACAGGUUCAUCGGUCGUCAGAGGGACGAGAAACAGGAGACUGCAGGUCGGUGUUUCAGACGGUUGGUCCACGUAGAGCGGUGCCUUCUCAGGGGGACGGUUCUGGUUUGCCACAACGAGUAGAAAUAUACCAGUCUGUCACAGUGAUGGUGCAUGAAAAGAGGGAUAAUGGGAACGAGGGUUGGCAGGAGAGGGAGUGUGGAGGGAGCAGGGAACAGCAAAGCUCUGGGAAGAGAGAGGAUUUCCCUAGAGGAGCAGAUGGGAGAUUUCGAGCAGGGCGAAGGAGGGGGCGGAGGUCCUCGUCGACGGUCGUCCUUGCCGCAGAGAUCCGGCCAAGCGUUGUCGCACUGACGAAGUGAAAGUAACCUAGCUCUUCGAUGUAGGACUGUGUUAAUAGGUUUGCUACUGCUCGGUAGCAUUUAUGAUUUAUAUAAUUUAUGUUUCGUUGUUUCCCUAGUGCGUGCAUACUUGAGGCCAUGACUGCCUUGUGGAAUAGAGGCAGUUGCAGUUGGUUAUCUUCAGCCGCGCCCAUGCCUUCGCUUCAAAUUUCUCCAUAUGAAACUGGGUGUCUGUGUCUACGUCGAAAGGGGGUACUGGUGCCUGCCUGGUAAGGUGCUUCGAGCGAGAUGAGAUAUGACAUGGGUAGCUCUGGGGAAAAUGCAGCUCCAAAGUGAUUGUGCUCUCACUGUAAUUUUUCUCGGUGGGCUAUCGAUCAAUCAAUGGUUCCAUGGCCUUGUACUUCAGUCUGGCUGCCGAUCUAUUCUGAUGCAAGGGACUGUCAUCCUGUCUGUGAGGGUGGGUCACGUCUCCCAUUUGUGAAGCAGAGGAGGGCCGUCCCACAUCCCGGCGCUCUGCUUGUCCCCUUACCUCAUGUUGCUAGGUAGUUCUUUGGUAGAGCACAGUUCCUUGAGCCUUCUUAGACAGACAGUGAAAGGCAGUUGAAAUACGGAGAGAGAUCCGUCCAAGCGAUGCAUUUGAAGCAUUUAGACGCCUUGCUUCUCCUGCUUGCAUCUGGCAAUGGUACAGACACACAGAGCUGAGGAUGGUUGGCCAUGAUGUUCAUCAGCGGCAUUGCACAACGGUUUUAAGAGUCUCUGCUUGUGCCAUUGGGCAUAGCUGUGAAAAUGUACAGAGAUAUCCAGUCUGCCAAAUAGGAUUGAGAUGUUGGUUAUAAGAUUCCAUAGCAAUUUUCUUCCCACAUACAAACAGUAAGUCAGGUUGUUGAAGCAUCAUCCGCCUGAGCCGGUGUCUUGCCUCAGGCCGUCUUUUCCCUAAUCUGGGGGGUAUGCUGCUUCUUAACUGUAGUCGCGUCAUGCUGCCAACUAGCGUUGUGGCAGCGAAAUAGCCUCGACUCAGGCACCGCUGUGCCAAUGUACAGAGAUAUUUCUGCUAUUUGCUUCAAACUUCUAGUUAAUCAAUCGGUAAUGGGAAAGCCAUCUUCUUGUAGAUUAUAGAACAACAUUUCUGCAAAGCAGGGCAAUUUUGUAGCCAGCUGAAUCGAGAAUGAUGCAGAGUCAGUCAUUUCUGUACUAGGAGCAGGCACCGAGGAGAGAAAUGUGGAUAAAGAUGUCAAUACACA